GCAGCCGCAGGGCAUGGUGACCGGUACGGCCCGUGCCUCUUUUGACGCCGUGACCCUGACGAUGCCAGUCGGAUGCUGGAGUAGGACGUAUAGCAGUGCUAGCUGUUUAAACAAGUGACAGAAUCAGCUGUAUCUUCAGGCCUACACUUGAAACAAGCAGGUCCCCAUAUCCAUCAUCUUAUCUCUGGUCACACUUGUGUGAGAAAUGGCCGUCUUCGCGUUGAUCUUCGCCUGCAGCUUUGAGGCCACUUGAAGCUGCUCGCGAUGAUAGUGAUGAGCAAGCUUGAUUCGCUCGAUUAGUUGGAUCAGAAAGAUUUUGUCCACAAAUUCUUAUGUUGCAUAUUCCUGCAAGAUGCACUGAAUUCAUGGACUGAUGAAGGGCAUCUGUCUACUGGUGCAGAUCUAAAGCCCCAGAUCUCCUAGCUCCAACCUACAAGACAUACACUAGCUAGCAAGUCUGUCACUUAAAGAUAAGCCAAGAUGAACAUCGCUACAGGGGCAAUGGACACACUCCUUCCCAAGCUUGCAGAGUUGGUGGUGGGCGAGUACAAGCUGCAGAAGGGUGUCAAGGGAGAGAUUCAGGAACUCGAGAAAGAGCUGAAAUGCAUAACUGCCGCCCUCCGAAAGGUGUCUGAGGUGCCGGCAGACCGGCUUGAUGAGCAGGUCAAGAUCUGGGCCUGUGACGCGAGGGAACUAUCCUAUGACAUCGAAGAUGCUGUUGACACCUUCAUGUUGCGCAGCAAGGGCCGCCAGCAAGAAGGCCAAGACACUUCCAGCCUCAAGGGUCUCAUUGGUAAGGCCGCCAAUUUGUACAAGAAGGCCAAAAAUAACCAUCAGAUCCACAAUGUUGUCAAAAACAUCAUGGACAAGGUCAAGAAGGUCAGUGAGCGCCGUGAUAGGUGCAAGGUUGACAACUUUGCAGCCGGACCAAGUUUGGUGUCUGUUGAUCCACGCCUAGAAGCUAUGUACAGGAAGGCAACAGAGAUAGUUGGAAUUGAUGGGCCAAAGAAGGAGCUAGUCAUGAGGCUUAUGAAUGAGGACAGCUCAUUGUUGAAGCAACCAAAGAUAAUUUCUAUAGUAGGAUUCGGAGGCUUGGGGAAGACAACUCUUGCAAAUGCAUUGCUUCAGGACCUUAAAUCAAAAUUUGAUUGCCACUUUUUUGUCUCUGUAUCCUUUAAUCCUGAUAUAAAGAAGAUUUUCAAGAACAUUCUUCUCCAACUUGAUGAGAAGGCGUACGGCAACAUAGAUGAAGCAUGUGAAAUAAAUCUUCUCAUCAACAAAAUUAUAGAGUUCCUCAAGAAUAGAAGGUGCUUAUGCUUGAUUGAUGACUUUUGGAAAGAAUGGCCGUGGGAUACUAUCAAACUUGCGUUGCAGGAUGGUAAUCGUGGAAGCAGGAUAAUCAUAACCACUCGCAAUAAGGCUGUCGCGGAACACGUUGGUGGUGGUAUUUAUGAACUAAAACCUCUUUCUACUGAUAACUCAAGAGAGUUAUUCUACAAGCGGAUAUUUAAAUCUGCAGAUGAUUGUCCUCCUGAUUUGAGCAAAGUUACUGGGAAAAUUUUAAAGAAAUGUGGUGGCGUACCAUUAGCCAUUAUUACCACAGCAAGCUUACUGGCUAAUAAACCGAGGUGUUCGGUGGAAUGGGAGAAGGUGAAUAAUUCUAUUGGUUCUGGAUCUGAAAAUAGCCCCCAUAUGGGCAAGAUGAACUCAAUAUUAAGGCUCAGUUACAAUGAUCUACCUUUCCAUUUGAAGAUUUGCUUGUUGUCUCUGAGCAAAUAUCCCGAGGACCAUGUGAUUAGAAAGGAUGUUUUGAUAUGGAGCUGGAUAGCAGAGGGUUUCAUUACCCCUACAGGGUCAAGCUUGCUGGAGACAGGGGAGGGUUACUUCAAUGAGCUUAUUAAUAGAAGCUUGAUACAGCCCGUGGACAAACCUCCCUUUUCCAUGCUUGGUGAGAGUGAGGUGUAUGCUUGUCAAUUACAUGACAUGGUACUUGAACUUAUUAUCAAGUUGUCAGCUGAAGAAGGCUUUGCUACCACUUUGUUGUCAGAUGAUGAACAAGCAGGUGCGUCUUGGUUGCAUCAGAGGAAGAUUAUCCGGCGGCUGUCGAUCCACAACCGCAGAAACACCAUUGCCUCAAUAAAUGAAAGAAAAGGACUGUUCAAAGUGAGGUCACUUGAUGUCUUUGGUCAUGCUGAUUUAAUGAUGUGUUCCCUGUCAAGAUUUCGUGUUCUACGCGUAUUGCAAGUAGAGGACUGUUCUAGACUGGAUAACAAUCAGCUGAAGGAUCUCUGCAAGUUGUACCUUCUGAAGUUUUUGCGGCUACGGUGUUUGACGGUCACUGAGCUCCCCGAGAGUAUUGGCAAGCUAGAGUCUCUAGAAACAUUGGACAUAAGAGGAAACAUAGCGAUAAAGUUACCACUAUCUUUUGGUAAACUUGGAAAACUGGUACGGCUUCACGCUGAUAUAGUGGAGCUGCCCCAUUGUGUGAGUCUGGAGAAUAUGAAAUCUCUGCAAGAGCUAAUAGGCAUACGCAGUACCUUGCACGCCAUGAUAGAGAUUGGUAAACUGAGAGAGUUAAAGGUCCUCGAACUUGUCAUCAUGGAAUCAGAUAUCGGUAUUAGUAAUGCGGAGGAAUUUGUUCGCACCUACCUCAAAAUGUGCCCCAAUUUAUUACAAGUAUUGGUGCUAAGAAGUUCAAUAUGUUUUCCCCUGGAUUUCGGAUCCCAGGUUCCUUCUGGUCUCCGAACCUUCAUGUGCGAUAUCUACUUUUGGGCAUUCCCCAGGUGGAUUAAUUAUCAGUCGCUCUCCUCACUCACUGAAUUGUCCAUCAUGCUGUGGCGUGUGCGUGUACAACCUGAGCACCUUGACAAGCUUGCUGAGCUACCAUCUCUUCGCUUCCUCAGGAUACAGGCACCGCUUCCACCGCCAGAGCAAGAAAAACUCGUUAUUCACAGCAGUCCAUCUGCAUUCCCAUGUCUAACAGAUCUUCGAAUUUCCAGUGGUUUGAUGUUCCUUAAGAUUCAACCUGGGGCUAUGCAAAAGCUCCAAAAACUCUACCUUAGCUUUGAUGCCACAAAGACCGCUGAGCGUUAUCAGACUAAUAACUUCGAUUAUGGACUCCAAAACCUCACUUCUCUCCAACAUGUCGUCCUUACCUUUCUGGGGGGCGAGCACCCCGAAGCAUAUGAUGCUAUUAGGAAGACAAUUAAUGAUCAUCCCAACCAUCCUUCGCUCAAUCAUGCUAUUAGGAGGACAAUUGAUGAUCAUCCCAACCAUUCUUCGCUCAAUCAUGCUCUUAGGAAGGCAAUUAAUGAUCAUCCCAACCAUCCUUCGCUCGAUUUUUCCUAUAUUUGAGAAUUAAAGGACGGAAGCAGCCUAUAUGGGAAUUAUUGCUCGUCAUACAUUGACACGGGGUUAGAGGCUACGAGUGUUGCAUUUGCCAUGAUGAAGUCUAUUGAUAUGUUUAUGCAAAACUCAAAUGCUUUUUACCAUCCGUCGUCAUGUGUUUUGAGUAAUUGUUCUUAUCAUGUACUUUGUUGUAAUAACUAUGAAUCCAUUAUCAGUGUGGCCUAUUUUGGAUAUCCCAUCCACAUAUUGUAUGUAUCAAGUUAUUCAAUUAGGAGGAUUGAGUCUGAGUUAAUGUUUUUUAUUAGGGAUUAAUGUUUGACACAUAGCUACCGGUUGUGGCCCAAGACGCGUCUUCAUGUCACCGGGCUAUGAGUCUUGAGGUUGCUUGAAUAAUGGAAGGGAACAAAAUUUGCUC
Panicum virgatum (switchgrass) is the source of this 3763-nucleotide messenger RNA. Its product is annotated as disease resistance protein PIK6-NP-like. Gene Ontology annotation, molecular function: ADP binding. The coding region runs from base 481 to 3354 and encodes 957 amino acids. NCBI's taxonomy places the organism in Eukaryota, Viridiplantae, Streptophyta, Magnoliopsida, Poales, Poaceae. Gene Ontology annotation, biological process: defense response to other organism. The record is from RefSeq and is a predicted model, not a curated record. The transcript has 4 exons.